Molecule: messenger RNA, 552 nt
Organism: Microthlaspi erraticum
Lineage: Eukaryota; Viridiplantae; Streptophyta; Magnoliopsida; Brassicales; Brassicaceae
Source: the annotation of a GenBank genome assembly
AUGAAACCUCACUCAGAUUCCAAUUCAGAACAUGAAGCAAUUUUACUGGUGAUGGUGAUGGUGAUGAGAGUACACGUGUCACGUGUGCUUGUAAGUUUUGACAUGAGCUCUAAGGAUUUCAAUCUGAUUGAAUUACCCCUUGAAGCUGGCAUCACGUGGGACACUCGUGCCACCAAUCUGAUGAAGUUGUAUAGAGGAAAAGUUGCUGUCUUUGACUACACCCGUCUCUCGAGUGAAGGUAGUAUAGACCUGUGGGUUGUGGAGGAUGCCGGGAAGAGUCAAUGGUCGAACAAGAAGACUUUUGUUGUGCCUAUCUCAGACAUCCGUAUCGUCCUCCAGGGUGACUUGUCCAUUCAGGGCACCAGUCGUGAGGGUGUCAUUAGGUGCUUCCUUAACACUUACUCGUCAUUGCACAUCCUUUACGAUUUGGAGACUAGUAAGAUCAUAGGAGGGGUUGUAUUAUGCGAAUUGCUGGAUCGCCCUUUUGAGACCGAGUCGUUGCAUAUGAGUUAUUGCGAUAUUUCUGAGAGCAUUAUGUCUUUGGAAGCUUGA